This is a messenger RNA of Ambispora leptoticha, 321 nucleotides long. NCBI's taxonomy places the organism in Eukaryota, Fungi, Glomeromycota, Glomeromycetes, Archaeosporales, Ambisporaceae. The record is from the annotation of a GenBank genome assembly.
AUGACCAGCCUCCAUAAACGAAACGAAGAACGAACUCACGAAGAAAAUCAAGAAAGGGCUUUUAUCGCUGCGAGCCAUCGAGGCGAUCGAAGCAUAGAAGCACGAAUGGAAUCUGCGCGAAAAGCCUCUGAGGUUCAUAAGAAAAGAACCGGCAAGUCACUCAAAAUCACCGAAGAUGAUGUACGUAAUGAGGAAAUGUAUCGUGAGGUUGAUCCCGAAGAAGAUGCCAAAUAUCAACAAUAUCAUCGUGAAGUUAUUGGCGAACCACCGAGACCCCAAGGCAGAAGUGCACCAUAUAAUGAAACAAGAGCCAAAAAAUGA